Messenger RNA from Macroventuria anomochaeta, 1095 nucleotides. RefSeq lists its product as uncharacterized. The transcript has a single exon. The record is from RefSeq and is a predicted model, not a curated record. Bases 1 to 1095 code for a protein of 364 amino acids. Lineage: Eukaryota; Fungi; Ascomycota; Dothideomycetes; Pleosporales; Didymellaceae.
AUGCGUUACGCUAUUGCUGCCUCCGCUAUCUGCGGUCUCGUCGCCGCUGCUCCUCAGAUGAUCAACAUUGAGGCUGCUCUGGCUGUUCCCACCCCUACCAUUCUUGGCCCCAAGGUCGAGGAGACCAAGGCGGCUCCCGUCUCCUACAACCCCACUGUUGCCGCUUCCGCCGUCGCUGCCGUCGUCAAGGAGGAGGGUGUUGUUGGGAAGCGCGAUGUGAGCAGCUGCGGUGCUCCUCUGCCCGGCGGUGGUGCAACUGUCCCCGGUGACGGCAGCACCAACGCUUACCUUGCCACCGACAGUGUCCUGAGGUCGACUGCCCGCGGUGCUGCCACUCCCUCUGACUACGAGCAGUCCUUCGUCGACAUGACUGGCAGCUCCCAGCAGAUCGGUUACCUCACCUACAAGAACCUUGACUCUUACGACCCCUCGGCCUGUGCCUCCUUCUGCGACUCCGAGAAGUACUGCCAGGGUUUUAACAUCUUCUACGAGCGUGACCCCAAGUUCGAGCCCAAGGACGGCUGUGCCAACCCUGAGCCUGUCACCAACAUCAAGUGCUCCAUCUACGGUUACAAUGUUGCCAGCAAGGCUGCUACCAAUGAGGGCCAGUGGCGCGGUCCCCAGGAUGCCAACGGCGAUACUUUCCACGUCGUCAUCACUGGUUCCAACGGUUACUCUAAGAUCAGCAAGGCUCUUCCCUCUGUUCCGGACUUCAAGGCUGGCACCAGCCUUCCCGCUGCCAUCAACGCUCCUCUCGACGACGGCUACGACACAUACAGCGGCAUGAAGCUGUUCAACGACAACCCUUACGACCCUGCUCUCUGCGCCGCUGCUUGCGAGGCUCAGACCGAGUACGACGUCAACCACCCCGCUCAGGACGGCAGCUACAAGACUUGCAACUUCUUCACUUCUUACGUCCUUACCAAGAACGAUGUUCCUCUUGGUACCUACUGCUCUUUCUACACUCGUACCUGGGACUCUAGCUACGCUGUCAACACUGGCUACUGGUACGGAGACGACAAGUACUCCGUUCGCGACGCUGCUUCCUACGAGAUCACCAACUUCCUUGCUCCCAAGAAGCCUACCCAACAGUAG